CGCUUCCCGCCAAAAACAAUUAAAUUAAAAAUAAGAAGCAAGACGGGGCGAGACCGCGGGCACAAUGGCCACAGAGGAAAGCUCCCAGGAUAUUUUGCGGCUCCAAUUCAAGGCCAUGCAGGAACUACAGCAUCGGAGGUUACAGAAGCAGAUGGAGAAAAAGAAGGAAAAGGAACUGAGCCGCCAAAGCCCAGCAGAGGAACCAAAGGAGUCAUUGGAGAUUGCCGACAGCCUUAGCUUUCUCCACACAGACGAGCAGAAUCUCAAGAGCAUCUUUGAACAGAGGGUGCUGGAAGAUGAGAUCCAGCAGCUUCGCGAAGAGCUCAGGGAAGCGGUGGAUGAGAACGGAAGACUGUACAAGCUGCUGAAGGAAAGGGACUUUGAAAUCCAGCACCUCAAAAAGAAAAUCGAAGAGGACAGAUUGGCCUUUACAGGGACUGCCGGUGUAGCUGGAGAUGUGGUCGCUACCAAAAUUGUCGAGCUGUCCAAAAAGAACCGGGUGCUGAUGGCAGAGUCUGAGGGAGCCAAGACCAGAGUGAAGCAGCUGACCAGUCGCAUCCAGGAGCUGGAGCGGGAGCUGCAGGAAGCCCGGGCCAGGCUGCCACCCAAGAGGGCAAGCGAUGCGGAAGCCAGGCCUCUGAAGGCCCAGACGGGAGACAGAACCUUGCUGGAGACACCGGAGGUAAAGGCGCUACAGGAAAGACUGACCGCCACCAACCUGAAGAUGAGCGACCUGCGGAACCAGAUCCAGUCCGUGAAGCAAGAGCUCCGGAUGGCCCAGAAGGUUCUGGCCAGCGAGGUUGGAGAAGACUUCAACAUUCAGCAGCUCCUCUCCUCACCGGGGUCUUGGAGGGGAAGAGCGCAGCAGAUCCUCGUUCUGCAGAGCAAGGUCCGAGAGCUGGAGAAGCAGCUGGGACAGACGCAGAGCAAGGAAGAGCCAUCUGACCACGCAGACCCAAAGAAGCUGUCAGCACAGGAGAAACACCUGCUGAGAAUCCGCAGCCUGGAGAGGGAGAAGCAGGAAAGCUGGGAGAAGCUAGCUGGGGAACGCGAUGCUCUCCAGAGAGAGCUUGAAGAAUUGAGAAAGAAGUUGGAGGCCAUGAAAUCUCGCAACAAGGUGUUGUCGAACGAAGUGAAGACCCUCAAGACCCAGAUGGGGACUCUGGUGGAGAAGGGCAGACAUGAUGAUGAGCUCAUCGAUGCACUCAUGGAGCAGCUGAAGCAGUUACAAGAGAUCUUGGGCAGCCUGAGCCUCCAGGAGGAGAAAAUGCGCCUGUCCCAGCACAACCAGGACCAAAAGGCCAACAGCGAGGCCCAGCGGAGCAGCAGCCUGGUGGCCCAGCUGCGGGCCAUGGUGGCGGAGCGAGAGGAGAAGGUGCGGCAGCUAGAGCUGGAGAUCGGGCAGCUCAGCAAGCAGUAUCUUCGGAGUAAAGGAAUGGGCGAGGGAUCUGCUAGGCCUGACGUCAGCCCUGGCCACAUCAGGGUCUUGGAGGACCUGAACUACACCAAGUCUCCAGCCUCCUCUGGCGAUCAUGCUAGCCGGUUGGGAUCUUCCCGCCCCGUGUCCAGCCUCGGCCACACACUGGUGGAAUCGGCCCUCACCAGGCCUUCCCUGCCCAGCCCCCACGGGACCUCCCCCAGGUUCUCAGACUCGCCGGAACACAAAGGCUGGCAGGCCCAAGUGGCAGAGAUCAAGGCCCUGUGGCAGGCCACCGAAGUGGAGCGGGAUCGGCUCCAGGAGUUUGUCACCGUCCUGCAGAAACGGGUGGAUGAGAGCAGCAGCCGGCUCCUGGAGGCCGAGCGCCAGCUGCAGGAGGAGAGGCAGCGCACGGUGGUGCUGGAGCAGAGGCUGGAGAAGAAGCGCCUGGAGUCGGGCAGGGCCUCGGCCUCGCAGAAAGCCUCCAGGAGCAAAGCAGGUGCACCCGCUUCCACCACCAGGCACAACCAAGCUGGCAGCGAGAGAAAAGACCUAUCCUCUGCUGAGCUCUCGGAUGUGCCAGCGGAGUCCCAGAUUGAGGAGCUGACCACCAGGCUGGCCAUCCAGGCGGAGGAGAACGAGAUCCUGAGGGCCGCACUGGGCAGCGCCCUGCGGGGCAAGGAGGAGGACUUCCGGAUGUACCACGAGACGCUGGGCCAGGUCAAGGGCGUCUUCAUCCAGGCCUUGAGGCAGCAGAAGGCAGAGAGGAGCUAGGCCGCUCACUCAGCACCCCUAGGACCAUGGGCCGGUCCACACAGAG
This is a messenger RNA of Perognathus longimembris pacificus (Pacific pocket mouse), 2237 nucleotides long. RefSeq names its product coiled-coil domain containing 13 (gene Ccdc13). NCBI's taxonomy places the organism in Eukaryota, Metazoa, Chordata, Mammalia, Rodentia, Heteromyidae. The record is from RefSeq and is a predicted model, not a curated record. The coding region runs from base 65 to 2191 and encodes 708 amino acids. The transcript is spliced from 16 exons. Gene Ontology annotation, cellular component: centriolar satellite. Gene Ontology annotation, biological process: non-motile cilium assembly; cytoplasmic microtubule organization.